Molecule: messenger RNA, 831 nt
Organism: Peromyscus maniculatus bairdii (prairie deer mouse)
Lineage: Eukaryota; Metazoa; Chordata; Mammalia; Rodentia; Cricetidae
Source: RefSeq, a predicted model, not a curated record
AUGGCGCUGGGCGGCCGCUCCGGGCUCGCGCUUGCAGCUCCGCAGCCGCCGCCGCCGCCGCCGCCACCACCACCACCGUUUUCUAAACCUAAGCUGACCUGGGGUGUCAGCACCAUGCUCAGGAUUAUGAGUCAGAUUUUUGCCUUCUUCAGGAGGAGGAAGAUAGACUCCCAGGAAAAGGAGCGAGCGCACCGUCAAGGUGAGGGCAACUUCAAAUCUGUGCAGGGUGUUGUGACAAGUUAUUCUGGUAAUUAUGGCUGGAUUGAAUCACUUAUAUCCUCUGAUGCUGAGGUCUUGACUGGUGAUGUGCCCCUGAGAGUUCAGCAAACAGUUACUACCCAUGUGGAAUUUCAAAACACCGGUGGAUUGAAAGCUACUAAAGUGGAUGUUGUCCCUGACAAAUCUGCGACCACCAGUCCAUCAUCCCAUGAAUCCAGAGCUUUAGUUGGUCAUGUUACCUGUGUAAAGAAAACUAUGGUGUAUGUUGAAAACAAAAUUUCUUUCUCUAUCAGCCGUGUGAUUGAAGGUUUUACGCCUUACAGAGGUGACUGGCUAGAAGUCGAGUAUAUCCAGCUUCGGUGGACCUCAAAACUCCAUGUACUGUCAGCAAAGCCCAUCAAAGUCAAGCACUUGCAAGAGGUCUACAUUACUUUCCUGGAGGGAAGACAUGGAAUGAUAGAAUACGCCAUCUUUUUCACCUUGGAUUCACUGAAGCUUCCUCCUGGAUAUGAGCCUAAAGUGGGUGAUGUUGUGAACGUGACCAUAGUGGAAAGUGUUCACCUUUCCUCUGUUUGGAGAGCAAUUUCUAUGAGCCCAGUGGAAAGAUCAUAA